Messenger RNA from Varroa destructor (honeybee mite), 10254 nucleotides. RefSeq lists its product as uncharacterized. Gene Ontology annotation, biological process: regulation of DNA-templated transcription. The record is from RefSeq and is a predicted model, not a curated record. NCBI's taxonomy places the organism in Eukaryota, Metazoa, Arthropoda, Arachnida, Mesostigmata, Varroidae. Gene Ontology annotation, molecular function: sequence-specific DNA binding; zinc ion binding; DNA-binding transcription factor activity.
AACGAAGGAGAGUGCUGUAACCAGAAGUGCGCGCCACUGUGGGUUUCUGGAACGCGUUGCCGCCGACGUCGCGGCCGCGUUUCACUGCUGCAUCCGCAUGAUCCGACGGUGCGGCUCGCAAUCGAGUACAUGUUUUACUUGCUCGUGCAAUAGACGAUCGUCGUGCGGUGCGUGUGUCCGUGCGUACCCCAAAUGUUGGUACUGACCUGACGACGCUUUUUCCAUGUAGCUACUUUUGGGCCGACGUAUGUUUCCAUCGUCGUAGCACGAGAUGGCGUAGUAGCUUGGCCAUCUAUAUAUAUAAUAGUACAUACAACACUUCGUCACGCACCGUACGUACGCCACAAAACAGCGACAACAAUCAUGGCAACGAAAAAAGGUAACGCGUCCGCCGGCGUCACCACGGUCGUCACAACACCAUCUUCCUCCUCUUACGUAGCAUGUGGGCUGGUUCCACAGAUGGUGGACGUUAUGCGUUGGCCGUGAUCGCGUCUUUAUCUGUUGUCCCUGUUUCCAUCCAUGGCGGCUGCAUCAGGGGCAGCCACCAUUGACGACUCACUCGCGGCCAGAGCUAAAGCUCCGUCUGUCUGUCUGAUUGUCUGUCUGUCUGUCUGUCCGUCUGUCUGUCUGCCCGCCUGCCUGCCUGCCGAAGCCAUUGUUGUCGUUGGAGUCGCACUAGUGGCAGUGAUGCCGCUGGCUGCUGUUCGUGGCGACGGUGGCAGCAGAACGCGACUCUGUGCGCAUUUCGUGUGUCAGCGCUUUCCCCUUCUGUGGCCGACGGCAGCGGCGGCGGCGACGGCGGCGUCCGAACCGCGGGCCGGGGCGAGCAUGCUGCUAUCUUGCUGCUGGGUCGCGGCUUCAUUUUGCCAGAGGCCGUGGCGACGCGCGCGUGCUGUAAGGAUUGCGCUGCGUCGCUACGUCGGCCGGCCAGGUAGCGAAUACCGUUAUGCGAUAGAAAUGUGGUCGCAAUGCUAGUAGCAACUGUCGUUCAUCUAGGCUUGUUACAAUUAUACGGUGUUUGUUAUUGUGCUAUCGGAUAGGGUAGAGACUGUGUUCAAGUUGGGAGAAAACUCUUUUCUUCGCAAAGGAAAAAGAUGCACCUGCAAGCGUAGCUGUGCACGUGUGCAAGCGAGGAAUAGAUGCUGUGUGUGUUUUUUCCUCAUCGACGAAAGGCACAAUUGAAGCACAGUUAGAGGAAGUUAACAAAGUUGGUUUUGACAUACGUGCAUUCGUACCGCCACUUAUGCUGUGAUAACGAAAAACAUCGAUAAUGGCCUUGUUCCGUCCAAACUGGGUCGAAUUAUGGCUCGACUGUACCAUCAGAGCCCAGUUUUGAAUUCUGCGACACCGUAGGUGUCCGCUAAUCUCGUUAGUGAGAAACUUCCCAAGUGCUGUCACCCACGUCCUAUCAUCCUAUUUGAUUAAUGAAUUUAAACCUGGCGUCAGUUUACCGCAGUGCCAUUUCUGUAAACUGGUAAAAGACCAAUAGGCGCAACAAUGACGAGAACGAUAAGACGCCGUCGUUACCGGACAGUAAAAGUUACUUUGCUAUAACUUGUACAGCAAUAACAUCCAGACUGUGAUCAGCAAUUGCAGCUAUGCUACGUCAAUACCUAACGGAUGAACUAGAAGUGUGACCACCUUUAGAGUGAGCCUUUUACAAUGGAUACUAUGAACUCUUGCCCCUGUCAACACUUUGUGUAUAUGUUCAUAUUGGUAACAGUAACCUCAUCAUUGCGUUAGGAUUAGUAGUGGUGGUGCCGGUAUCGGUGGGAGUGGAUUACGCCAUUUUUGCCACGAGACUGAUUUCGACCUGUUAUUUCGAGACGACACCUUCGAUAUUUGUUUACAUUGUGCUCUACCGGAACACAGUGGGCGUGGGUGGGUGUGUGCGUGUUUGUGGGCGUGUGUGAUUCUAAAUAGAAUUGCACUUCUUCGCAGUUCCGAAGUUCCAACAAAAAGGUCCAGUAUGUUGAUCGUGACAGCGCAAUCCCGGCCUCCCUCGCCGUCGCCCAGUCCCCCGCCCACGUCUAAGGCCAGUGCCCAUACUCACACCCAUAAGGCGUUGAAGGCGCAAGCAAAACAUAAGUUUAAGGAACAGCAAGCGGCUCUUAAACAUUCGCUCGCGGUGUCAGCCUGCAUCUCGGAGAUCACCCCUGUGUGCGCACCACACUUCAAAUCAAAGGCCGCCCGAGAUUAUCUUCAGCUCAGCGGCCAUCAUCUCGACCGUCUCGAAGAUCGGCUGGCGGUGGUCAGUGUGGUGCCCCCGGGCCGGUUAACGCCACCCUCAUCCGAAGAAGAAAGUCCAGCUGAACCACAACAGCAAGACGAUAUCGAGCACCUACGACAGUUUAAUCAUCUUGUACGACAGCGCCACCAGCGCCUUACGUACACCUCCACCCUGGCCGAAUCGGACGGGUUUGCCGUCGCCCCCUUAGCCCCCUCCCCCAAGGCUCUACUUGAAGUCAAGCUGCGGGCUGGCGCCGUUGCAGCGGCAGCCGCUACGCUGGCGCCCAAGAUGAGUCUAUUUCAUGAUAUCAAACUCAAACGCCGCAAGGUCGAUUCGCGCACAUCAAGCGAUGGGGAGGGCUCCACUUCGACGGAAGGUUCAAGCCCCCCGCGCAGCACCUCCCCAGGUGAGGCCGAAGGGGAGAAUCUAAGUGAAUUCUCUGAGAAAAUAGUGCAUAAAUUCGAGACUCCGCCAACGGAUGAUGACUACGAACAGCCGUCGAAAGUGGCUAAGAUCGAGGAAGGACUACAGGCGAAAACAACUGAAAGGGGAUCGGUACAGCCUGCACGGCCAGCGCGGACGAUUCUAGAGGAAGCUCUAACAAAUGGGCCGCCCCCAAAGGCUCUGCCGCGAAUAAAAGUCAAUGGACAUAGACAAGAAAUGAACGGUGAUGCAAAUAGCGCGCUUACCGGCGUCAGGCGAACGAAGGGGUCUACCACAACGAUAGGGAGCAGCGACACUAGCGAGUCGGAUGGUGGUUCAAGCUCAAGUAGGAAUUCGCCGCAAACCCCAGAGACAGCAUCGACGCUCAUCAGUAGUCCGGGCGGUUCGGAAGGAUCCGUGAGCUCCGACCGGACGGACAAGUCGUCGUCAUUGCUGUUGAUCAGUUCUGAGAAAUCGGACAGUUGUGAAAAACAGGCGCGAAGUGGACUGGAUGGUCUGGCCGAGAUCGCGACCGAAAUUGCCAAUGGGUUAAGGCCCGAUGUGCCGACGAAGGGAACCCUCCUUGAGGCGUCUCUACGACGACGGCCGUGUCGCUCGGCCGCAUCCAGUCCUCGGCUCGCCCAAGAUCGUGCAAGUCCCGUCUACCGUGCUCCAUCUGCACCCUCGCAGGGUCUCGGCAGCGCUGUGGGGCCGUGGGAGCCAAGCGGAACCAUAUCAGGAUCAAAGAGUGCAUUCGUAAGACCAACCGAUGCCCCGCAGUCACCGCUGGCCGGCGACGCUGAGCACGGAUUGGCCCUACUGCGCCUAAUGUCGCGCUACCGUCAGCAAGUUGCAGUCACGAACGGCGGCAGCCCGGCAGCAACAGCAUCCAGCACUCCGACUUCAGUGAACGCGACCACGUCAGCAGCUGUAGCAGCAGCUGCACACGCUGUCGAGCUUUACAAUGGUACAGGUGGUAGCAGCAGCGGUAGUAGUGUAGGAAGCAAUGGUAAGACAGCGGCUUUGCUAUGGCCUCCCCAAAACGUUAAUACAGUAAAAAGUAGCAGUGAUGAAAGCUCAGUGGUAACUGUGUCAGGAACAAGAGAAUCCGUUUCACCAACAAGAUCGCCGGUGUUAUACCUGGACCGGGUAAGGAAACGCGUAGUUGUUUCGGAAGAGUCCCUUGGUUGCUCAGAAGACGGACAAGCGCAACAACAGCAGGAACCUCUAUCGACGCGACUGCAAGCAACAACAGCGGCAGCGGCGGCGGCGGCGGCGGCGGCUCAUGGUCAGCCAAUACUAGCCGAAAGACUUCAAGAAAGGCAAGCCUCGGUUCCGCAAAUGUCCCGCCUGCAGUCACAACUUCUAGGCGAACAACAGCGGGUACGCUAUCCGCCUGUAGCUAGUAACCCGAACCCCCAGCCGGGCAUACAACAGCGGCCAACGUACCCGCGGGGAUAUAGCUCCCCAAAUCCAAGCCCUCCUUACCCGCUCCUGGCUCCCGCGCCGGCAACUCUUCGUACGAGUCCAUCAGUGAUAUAUCCUACCAGUGAUAUGGCUUCCUUCACACAGGCCCAAACAUCCAAGUCUCCGCUGACGGCUGAGGGAAACCCCUUCCGGACACAGUGGCCGCCCGAAUCUCCGAGUCCCACUGGCGCUCUGGGGGCACUCAACCUGACAGCGGUGAGUAGGGAUCAGCAAGGAAGUAACUUGGUUGCAAUUAGGCAGCGUGAUCGUGAACCACAACAGCAGGCAGGAAAUACUGAUGAUGAAGAACAGCCCAUGAUUUGUAUGAUCUGUGAGGACAAGGCUACCGGUCUUCACUACGGAAUCAUCACCUGCGAAGGGUGCAAAGGAUUUUUUAAACGAACAGUACAAAACAAACGCGUAUACACAUGUGUUGCUGAGGGUAACUGUGAAAUCAAUAAAGCUCAAAGAAAUCGCUGCCAAUACUGCCGCUUCCAGAAGUGUUUGUUCCAGGGCAUGGUUCUAGCCGCUGUUCGCGAAGAUCGAAUGCCCGGAGGCCGCAAUUCAGGCGCAGUGUACAAUCUCUAUAAGGUAAAGUACAAGAAGCAUAAAAAAAAGACGUCGGCACCGACCACCGGUCAAACGAACGGAGGCGGCACCGGAAGUCCUAAGCCCUUUGGGCCUCCUCAAACACCCAGUCCGCCCAACGGCAGUUCGACGAACAGUUCGGGACUUAUCGGGCAAACAUUGCUUUCAUCACCCUCACCGAAAGCAGCGUUAGAGUGGACUGCCGCAAGUCCCGCUCAACAACCUGGAACUGUCAUUGCCAACCCAUCGGUUACCGGUGGCAUUCUCAAGACGGCUCUGACGGCCCCCAAUCAGUUGGUGCACCUUCGAAAUCAAAGCAACCCACCCCAACAGCAACUGCAACAACAUCAACCCAGCAUUCAACAGUGCCCAUCUUCUUUAGGUGCGAGUUCGACGCAAUCUGUACGGCAGCAAACUCAUCAGAGUCAGUCACCUUCGCUACAGCAGCAGCAGCAGCAGCAGCAGCAGCAGCAGCAGCAGCAGCAGCAGCCCUCCAUGGCGACGCAACGGACCAGCGAGCCUAUCGUUACGCUCCAUAGUAACCACACGAACCAACUUCACCAUCAACAACAGCUUCACUAUCCAACAGCUGUGAGCAGCAGUAAUUCGCAUCACCAUCCCUCAGUUGGGACUAUACCAGCGGUGGCUGGGGUAGUUCCAGGUCAAGAGGUGUCUAGCAGCCAUAGCGGACUUACCGGCAGUAACAGUAGCGACAAUAGGAGUACGAACGCCGUUGCCAGCAGUGGCAUGAUUAUCGGGAAUACGUCACAGCAUGCGCCAUCAUUAGUAGCAAAUAGCGCAAUGGCUAAUAGCAAUAACACUGCCAGUGUAUGCCAUCAUAGUGCUACGAGUCUCACGAGUACGCUUAGCCAACCCAAACCUCAACCGCCGACGCCUAGCGAGGCGCUGCGACUCAUCCAUGAACUGAUUGACUGCGAUGACUUUGAAGAUGUUGCGACCCUGAACAAUAUGCAAGAUCUCCUUGUGGAUAAACGGGGUGCAAUGAACGGUCCUAAUAGGGGCAAUGACGGUCCUACUGCUGCUGGACAGUCAGACUGUCGCGCAGUUGAGCUGCCUGACAAAUUGUGUGAAAUUGGCGACAACAUCGUCUAUAAGCUAGUGCAAUGGACAAAACGGUUACCCUUCUAUCACGAAAUCCCACUCGCCGUACACACACAGCUGUUAACGCAUAAAUGGCAUCAGUUACUCGUUUUAACAACGGCUGCAUAUCAAUCGGUCCACUUGCCUGCCCGUUGCCCUCAGAGUCAGACGGAUCCGUCCGCCGAAGACCGCGAAGUCUCCGCUGCCCUCCAUGAUCUUCAAGGCAGUCUGACGGCACUCAUGGGUAGACACAUCGGAAUGGACCAAUUGGAACAGGAGGCAGGUGAACUAGUCGACAAGCUGACCCGAUUAGCACUUUGUCUGAGGCGCGGUGAAGUAACAAUGGAAGAAUACGUUUGCCUUAAGGUACUCACAAUGCUAAGCCACGAAGAGUCGCAGAGUGCACUGACGCCAAUCAAAGAACGCUAUAUGGGUGCUCUCCGGUCUCACUUGGCUGCAACAAAAUCUUCACAGCCUAUCCGAUUAGAUUAUCUAUUAGGGUUAUCGCGGCUAGUAGAGGGAGCUGCGGAACUUCUGAUGAAAAGCAAAAUGUUUUAUGUGCCCUUCCUGCUCAAUUCGGGCGCGUGCAUCGCUAAGCUACACUCAAACUGCCCUAGCAGCAUUGGCACCCCAGUAGCACACGGCAGUUGUGACAAUGAGCCGCUCGCAUCCGUGGUCGAAUCUCCUGAGUUAACAGGUGUCCAACGCUAGGAUUUUUAUAGACUUGUAUUCUUCCGAAGAAACAGUUCAUUUGGAUGCGAGCAUGUCUCAGGGAUAGAGCAACUCCGUACCACCUUUCGGAGGACUAGCAGGACCAACUUGGUCUGCUGACUGAAAACCGAAACGAGCCUCAAAGCUUAUGGAUAAGGAAUAUUAGAGACUGCGGCCUUAGCAGUCCCAGCAAUUAAUUGGCCGACAUCGCAAUCCUCCUCCGUCAGCUAUACUCUCAUGAAGCAGAAAAGUGAGCAGAACGAACGAAGCAUUGUUAAACGUGUCAAAAACCCUGAUUAAGAGAUGCGACCUCCGGCUGAGCGCUUGCCUACCACCACAAACGGUUAAGGACAUAACCGAUAUUGGCUAUUAGUAAUCUAACGAUGUGAAAAUGUCCAAGCGUGGUUUUUUUUACUCAAAACGAUACGCAGAGCGUAGCGUCAGGGUGACGUGACAUUUUGGUGUCUUAAGGUUUGGAGGAAUUGAUUUAUGGAAUCACGCAUCAAGAGGAUCUUCAUUUCAAUUGUAUUUAUGUUGGAAGCAACGAGUCACUGGUCUGUGUUAUCUGUGCUUUGGCUAUUUUUUGUUUCUAUAACUAUGACGAUGCUUAUGGCCAGUAGCAGCAGCAGGCAGGCAGGCAGGCAGGCAGGCAGCAUAAUAUCACGGUGGUAGAGCUCCGCUGUACAAAGCUUGUGUAUAUUUCUAUACAUACAUACCGAUACAUAAUACAAUUAUAUAUUACACACAAUAUCUACACAUGAGGAAACGUUCUGCAGAAAUAACGAUAUAGAUAAUAACACGCCAUGUGCUUUGAAUAUGCUCGCGUCAAGAGAGACGACGAUUUUGGCGACCGUUGCUGCCACGACGACGACGACGACGACGACGACGACGACGACAACGACGACGACGACGACGACGAAGAAAACAGCAGUAGCAACAAGAAUAAGCAAUAUUGCUACUUCAUUUGUUGCGAUUAUAGUACUCGAAUCUAGAGCAAUUCGAAGGAAGCGAUUGAAGGUUUAAAGUUGAAUUUUUAACGUUCGAAGCGAAAUGAAAAUUGGAUGUGAAUGGAUGAGCUGCAGCACUGUGAAGUAUAUUGUAUUAUUCGUAGAAAGCAUAAUAAUAUUAUGGAGGAAAAUUAGAGACGGAUGUCUACUGAGAAAAGAAAGCUAAGGCGGCAACGACGGCGGCGACGGCGACGGCGACGGCGACGACGACGACGACAAAGCAGCAGCAGCAGCAGCAGCAGCAGCAGCAGCAACAGUUGCAGCUAAAGUGUACGAUGACGGCAGACGGGAUUGUGAUAGCGUUCCGAUGGACGUGAUAUAAACGAAUCAAAUGAAAUGCUACAGCGAAAGCCAAAAUUCUCAAGGAGUUCUACCCACAUCAGAAAAGGCAAAAUACGGAAAACUACGAUGAAAAACGCUCAGUGCUAGAUACUAAUAAGCAAUGGAAAAAGUAAAAAUAACAACAAUGCUAAUAAUAAUCGGUUCUCCGCGUGUUCUAUUUUUGCUUAAAUAUUCCCUGUGUCAAAUUGGGUGACAGGUUCAAUUUUAUGCCGCGCCAUUUGGGGUCCUAGCUAGGCCGAUUUAGGCCCAAAUUUUACCAAAUACUAUGGGGCGAACACUCGUGUACUGCCAGUCCUUCCCGCUUUCAUAACAGACUAUUUCUCUAACAAUUCCCCGUGUGUGCAACCUAGUCAAAUUAAGGUGUCACCGUGCUAACGAUGAAUCAGUUUUGUUAAGCGUACCUAUUUUUUUGGGUUCACGUCAGUCACUAGAGCUAGCGAAGACUGUCAAAGAGAUCGAACAGCAAAAAUACGGGGACAGUGAGUGAAUUCUAUAGAUUUUUAUUUUCAAUUAAGCUGGAUCCUGAAAAUAUACGAUCCUCCCAAACACGGUAUCGCUUUAUUGGCAAGGUCUUCGAUCAUCUCCGUUUACUAUGCCAAAUAGAACCUGUUAUUCGCAUCUGUUCACCACAGAGUGUAAGCUACGUAAGGUACAUACCAAUAGCCCAUUAAAGGCGAAAUUUCUAAUUGUGUAGCUGCCUCCAUCGAUCCUACAUUGUUUUCCUAUUGCUUCAUAAUAACGUUGAGCUGACUUGGCGUAAGUAAGUUGUCUACUUAAGAACUUAGUGUACGUUCGUCGAACCAAACUCAAUUCUAAUGAUGUAUAUCGAAUAAGAUAAACCUGCUGGAGAGAUUCAAUCAGCUACUAAGCACUGCCAUUGCCGAACAGCUGGAUAUUACGUCGAGGCGAGGAUGGGUCCAACGGAGGAGACCAGAGAAGGGAAAAGAACUUGUUAAUUUAUUACCAGUAAAUCAAGCUAUUAUAUCUUGUUGCGCUGAUGAGCGGUUAGUUAAAGUUUUGCGGCUCACCUCUGCUAAGUUGACGCUUCUUCUUCAUAGGCCUCGCUACGAGCUAGGUAGUUUUUUUUUUUUUUUUUUUUUUUUUUUCGAUAUAGUAUAGUUAGUCGCUCAUACAGUCUAAUUAACUGUUUGACAAUAAUUAUUAAGUCAUAUUAUUUUUGCUGCCAUCAUCUUUCGUAAUGCAACAACGAACUAUCUGUAGCGCCUUUAGUACAUACCACACUUAUCCUCCCCGUACAAAAGCCAUAGAACCUGACCUAUAGCGAGGGAAAACUGCCCGCUGUGGUCCUUUUGACAAAAUACAGCUAAAUCCACUGCCAAACAAGUUAGGUAAGCAUUUUACUAAUCAAAAACAUAAUUAUCUAGAGUUUUUACGAAUUCCUCAGUGACUACUUCGAUGGUAACACUUCAGAGCCAUGCACGAUUACCGGUCUAAACGAAGUAUCGCCAGCGAAACGAUAAGCAGAGAAUUUAUAGCAUCGUUUUUACUGUGAACGCUGAUGCGCUCGCUAUGGGCAAGGCUGUACUGUUACGAGGCACGAGUUACUCGUAUGGAUGUCCACGCCGUUAGAAUUGGGACUCCUACAUAUGUUAAUACACCCAUGUGUAUCAAUCAAGGAAGGGGGGCUGAUUGAUGCUCGCUGUCCGCUUCUUCUCGACUAAUGUUACUCGACUCAGUAGGCCGUAGAGAAAAAGGCGAGCCUUCGAUUCAUUACUCAGUACUAUUCAGACGCUAGAAGUUCUCGAGCGCGUUUUGAGCGCGACCAACCGACCGCGGUCUAUGACGUAAUUACGAUUCACGUAGGUAUGUUACGUAAAUACACAGACAAUGAUCGAGUGGAAUAUUGACGGAAGUCGUGCCGGCGGCAACUGGAGCCAUACGUUUGGAUUUUGAAUUGUGUCACUUUAGGUAUUUUCGUAUGACGUAUAGAUAAUAGAUUGUCCAGCAAUCCGUGCAGCGUAAAGGUCUGUCUGUGGUGAACGUACAUGGUGGGAAUGCGAAUGACGGGUUGUACAAUUGGCUUCUGUAUUAUUGUCUGGAGUAGACGAGCAAAAUUUCUUACAUUCCAAAUAAAAUGUUACCUAUAUGUAUGUAUGGUGAGCUGGGCACGUCAUUGAUCCGUCUUUGUUUUGCGUUGCGCAGAGCACUAGUGAUCGAUGAGUGAGUGGAUUGACGUAAAAACGAAACAUUUUUUUUCGCCCAUGUAAUAGCCGUGUGUAUUGUAUAAUAUAGCAGGGUUUUCGUGUGUCUGUUUGUAAAGGUGUUAUUAUUACUGUAAAGCAAAGACAUCAUUUAGCUACAGUCGAUGAAUGGCUGCACGUGGACGUAGCGCGUAUAUAUAUAUAUAUAUAUAUAUAUAUAUAG